This is a messenger RNA of Mastomys coucha (southern multimammate mouse), 963 nucleotides long. RefSeq names its product POP5 homolog, ribonuclease P/MRP subunit (gene Pop5). NCBI's taxonomy places the organism in Eukaryota, Metazoa, Chordata, Mammalia, Rodentia, Muridae. Gene Ontology annotation, biological process: tRNA 5'-leader removal. Gene Ontology annotation, cellular component: ribonuclease P complex. Gene Ontology annotation, molecular function: ribonuclease P RNA binding. Bases 222 to 731 code for a protein of 169 amino acids. The transcript is spliced from 5 exons. The record is from RefSeq and is a predicted model, not a curated record.
GUCCCAAUUCCCGCUACACUCUCAGACUCUAAGAGCAGGGCUGGCCUCAACGUUCACUUAGGGAUUCUAAGUGCAUACAGAUUUAAGGGCAAAAUCUCCAGCGCCUCCCAGGCGGACGCAUGCGCUCUUACGCUCGCCGAGGGAGGCGGAGCAUGGAGAUUGACGGCACGCCGCCUGUUGGAGCCUAGUCCCGCCUUCUUCCGGCGUCCGGUGCGGACGCCAUGGUGCGGUUCAAGCACAGGUACCUUCUGUGCGAGCUGGUGUCCGAGGACGCGCGCUGCCGCCUGAGCCUGGACGACCGCGUGCUGGGCGGGCUCGUCCGCGACACGAUCGCCCGGGUGCACGGGGCCUUCGGCGCCGCCGCCUGCUCCGUGGGCUUUGCAGUUCGAUACCUCAAUGCCUACACUGGAGUGGUUUUACUUCGAUGCCGAAAGGAUUUCUACCAGCUCGUGUGGUCAGCUCUUCCUUUCAUCACAUUUUUGGAGAACAAAGGACACCGUUAUCCGUGCUUCUUCAACACAUUACAUGUGGGAGGUACCAUUAGAACCUGUCAGAAGUUCCUGAUUCAGUACAACAAGAGACAGCUGCUGAUCUUGUUGCAAAAUUGCACUGAUGAAGGAGAGCGGGAAGCCAUCAAGAAGUCUGUCUCAAGAAGCUGUCUGCUGGACAGAGAGUCCAUUGAAGAGCUUUCAGACAGUGCUGGUGAGGAGGUUGCAGAAGCAAUGGAGUGAGGGAUUCUCGUUCCAGGCCCACUUGUGGGAACAGGACAUUAUAGGAGGUGACAACAGCAUCCCACAGGUCUCCAAUGGAAAUGACUGACAGCAAGAGUACAAGUGACCAGCUUGAAGUGGAGGGCUUGCUGUCUUGCCUUCCACCCAUGGUUGUGAAGGCUCUGUGCACACAUUUUGUAUGCAAUUGCUUAGCUUGUGGGUGGAAUAAACAUUCUUGGUUUCUAGAAUAACA